Austrofundulus limnaeus is the source of this 889-nucleotide messenger RNA. Its product is annotated as ladderlectin. The transcript is spliced from 8 exons. NCBI's taxonomy places the organism in Eukaryota, Metazoa, Chordata, Actinopteri, Cyprinodontiformes, Rivulidae. The record is from RefSeq and is a predicted model, not a curated record. The coding region runs from base 16 to 591 and encodes 191 amino acids.
GAGUGGUAGACUCACAUGUGCAACAGAAAAGUUUUUCAGCCUCCAUCAGGAACCAUCAUCAUCAUCAGCAUCAUGAAGACACUCCUGCUCCUCUCUGUCCUCCUGUUUGCUGCCUCUGCAGCUCCAGUUGAAGAAGAACAGAAGCCUUCAGAAACAGCAGAGGUGGUUCAACAUGAAGAAACAGCUCCUGUAGAAGAUCCGGCAGCUCRUUUUAACUUCUGUCCGACUGGCUGGUUUGCUCAUGGAUCUCACUGCUAUAUGUUCGUCAGCAUUUCCAAGACCUGGUACCAAGCUGAGGAGCAUUGCAACAGUCUGGGUGGUCAUCUGGCUUCAGCCACCAGCCCGAGCCAGUACAGUUUCCUCCAGCAGAUAACUCCAGUUGGCCAGAGCACUGCAUGGCUGGGAGGGUUCAACCUGCAGGGACAGUGGAUGUGGAUCGACCGUGAGGGUUUUUACUACACCAACUGGUACAGYGAGACGUCUGUCAGCAGCAGCGCCUGCCUGUACCUCAACACUGGCUAUGGUUGGCGUAACGGUGCCUGCAGUUAUUCUUGUAACGUCAUCUGCUCCAAGAAGGCAUUUGGCUGUUAAAACUGAUGCUUCAGGUCUGCAGAUUGUGAAGAACCGGUUAAAAUGUCACUUUAUUUAAAUACAUCAAAUAUUAUUUUGUCUUUGUUUUAAAAUCACUAAUAAUUGUACAAGUUUUAUACAAAUGAAAAAUCUCUCAAUAAAAGAGAGAGAAUGUGCCUUGUUAUUAAUAAAAACACUUUAGUCCAUGGUGUAAUUUUAAGAGUUUGCUUAAAAUGUACAACAAGUUGCUGAAGAACUUCCAGUAACUCAAAAUCCAUUAAAAAAAUCUGUUGUUGUGGAAUACUGAUUAUGUAUCACC